ACAAACAAAUCAACCAAUCAUGAUUGUAUAAGAUCUAUUCAAAUCCGAUUAAAACUACUGUACAGCCAUGUAGACACACUGGGCAUAGCAGUUUUGCACAACUUAGUUUGUUAGGUGAUUCAUGUAAUUUCGACUGUACAUAUGCAAGAAUCUGGUAUUUAUUCAUAGCGUACUACAUGUAAUAAAAUAAGAUGUCUAAUUGUUCUUAUCAUUAAUCUAUAUUAGUCUCAAAAAAUUAACAUUAUGUCCAUUUCCAAUUGAUUUAGAUUCCGACUGUUGUAGAAUAGUUUAGUUUCCAUUUAGUAUUCCAGUAGUGCGGCCUUCUAGACAAGACAUGUAGUAUGACCAUGAGGAUUAAAGAGUCACACUACAAUUUGGGAACAUCAUUUGAUUACUUGUGGCAAGGGCAACUAAAAGGUAAUCUGGUUGUGAACCUUAUUUCAUAUAUCUAACUUUCAAGCAUAUGCAUAUGAACUAAUGUGAAUAGUGAUUCAUAUAGGAUGUGCAUGAAACUGCUCCUAGCAAUGCAACAGAUUACAGUAAUGAAAGGGUACCAAAGCUUGGCAUGCAAUUUUUAUCUGAAGAGGAAGCUUGCUCCUUUUAUAACAAGUAUGCAAAAGCCAUUGGUUUUAGCAUCCGAAGAGGGAGUCAACAUAAAGUAAAGAAUUCUGCUGUCAUACAACAACGAACAUUUACAUGCUCCCGUGAAGGUAUGGCCUGCUUGUAUUUUGUUUUGGUUAUAUUAUUACUUUUGGAUCACUAAGAUACUUAUUUUAAUUGACAGGAUUCCGCGCAGAAGAUAAGAGAGAGGAUUCUUUCAGUUACAGUAGGCUUGAAACACGAUGUGGAUGUAAAGCCCAUAUGAAGAUAAGUCUUAAAACGGAUUAUAUUAUGUGUACGAAUUUGAGACUGCACAUAAUCAUAAUCUUGCUACUGGAGACAUGGCCUUAUACUUAAGAUCCCAAAGGAAAGUGACGGAAGCACAAAUAGCAAACGCUGAGGUCGCAAAUUCUGUAGGCAUUUCAAAUAAAGCAACUAUUGAUCUUAUGGCCAAAGAAGCAUGUGGACUUCCAAAUCUUGGGUUUGCACCCGAAGAUAUGAAAAAUCGUUUGUACUCUAAGAGAACACAGCAAGCAAAAAAGGGUGACACAUGGGGAGUGUUGGAAUACAUGGAGAAGAAGGUAAAAGAAGAUGCCAAUUUUUUCUAUUCAAUUCAAAUUGAUGAGGAUGAUCUGAUAACCAAUAUUUUUUGGGCUGACUCUAAAAUGAUCUCAGACUAUGCAUUAUUUGGUGAUGUUAUAUGCUUUGACACCACAUAUAGGAAACUAGAUGAUGGACGUCCCUUUGGUUUGAUUGUUGGGGUUAAUAAUCACAAGAAAACUGUUGUCUUUGGUGCCACACUUCUCUAUGAUGAAACUGCUGAAAGUUUUGGUUGGCUUUUUACAACAUUUCUAACUGCUAUGUCUGGGAAAUAUCCAAGGACAAUUAUGACCAAUGAAGAUGCAGCAAUGGCCAAGGCAAUCAGUAUAGUACUACCUCAGUCUCAUCAUAGACUUUGUGUGUGGCAUAUGAAUCAAAAUGCUUGCAAGCACCUAACAGGAGUUGUUGAAGAAUACAAGAAGUUCAAUGCUGAUUUUCAGCAUUGUAUAUAUGAUAUUGAGGAAGAAGACGAUUUUAUAGAUGAGUGGAAUAGAAUGAUAGACAAGUAUGGAUUACGUGACAAUACAUGGCUGCAAAGGUUGUUUGAGAAAAGGGAGCAGUGGGCUCACGGCCCACAUGAGCACUACCCAAAGAAGUGAAAGCAUGAAUAACGAACUAAAGCGGUACAUCAGUAUUAAAUAUGACAUGCUUACUUUUUUGAGCAUUUUGAGCGGCUAGUUGCGGAUAAAAGAUUUGUAGAGGUGAAAUGUGACU
Messenger RNA from Aegilops tauschii subsp. strangulata, 1914 nucleotides. Lineage: Eukaryota; Viridiplantae; Streptophyta; Magnoliopsida; Poales; Poaceae. The record is from RefSeq and is a predicted model, not a curated record.